Messenger RNA from Empidonax traillii (willow flycatcher), 8090 nucleotides. RefSeq names its product ankyrin repeat domain-containing protein 26-like. NCBI's taxonomy places the organism in Eukaryota, Metazoa, Chordata, Aves, Passeriformes, Tyrannidae. The transcript has 38 exons. Bases 151 to 7341 code for a protein of 2396 amino acids. The record is from RefSeq and is a predicted model, not a curated record. Gene Ontology annotation, molecular function: protein binding.
CCCUCCCGGCACGCCGGCCGUUCGCUCCGCAGCAGCCGCACACCGAGUCAAGGCCGCUGUCGGGAGUUCCACUCCCUUCCCCUCCCCUCCCCUAUCCCUGCUCGGGGCCCGACACAGCCCUCUGGGUGCUUCCCUCGUUUCUGUCGCGGAAUGAAGAGGAUCUUCGGGUUCGGAAGGAAGAGGAAAGGGCAGCCGCCGCCCGGCAGCGCCUCCCUGCCCUGCCCCGCCGGUGCCUACGAGCUCCGGGAGAAGGACCUGGGCAAGCUGCACCGUGCGGCCGCCAGCGGCGACCUGGCCCAGGUGCGGCAGGGACUGAGGAAAUACAGCAUCGACGGGAGGGACAAGGCGGAUCGGACACCUCUGCAUCUCGCUUGUGCAAGUGGCCAUGUGGAUGUAGUUACAUAUCUAGUAGAAAACCGGUGUAAGCUAAAUCUUUUUGACAAUGAUAACAAAUCACCACUGAUGAAGGCAGUACAGUGCCAGCAAGAAAAAUGUGUGGCUAUUCUACUAGAGCAUGGUGCUGACCCAAAUCUGGCAGAUGCUGAUGGCAACACUGCCCUUCACCUGGCUGUCCUAUCUCCUAAUACCACUGUAGCAGGGCUGUUACUUGAGCAUAAUGCCAAUAUUAAUGCUCAAAAUAAGGAGGGAUGUACCCCACUUAUUCUUGCUGUCUCCGAACGUCAUGAGGAGAUAAUGGAGUUUCUCCUUAAAAAAGGAGCUAAUGUGCAUGCUCGAGAUCAGUGUGAAAGAACCCCACUUAUGACAGCUGCUUCUGGUGGAGAGGUUAAUUUGAUAAAAGUUCUUCUUCAGUAUGGUGCUGAUGUUUCCCACAAAGACACUAAUGGAUGGACAGCUGAGGAUUAUGCUGUUAUUCAUGGAUAUUCUAGUCUUAGUAAGCAACUGGGAGAAUAUGCAGACUGGGAAAACACAGUUUCUGCAGGUGGUGCACAGGGCAUCGCGGUACCUGGCACUCCGCACCGGGCAGGAGCCGCUGCCUUUAUGCUGGGUGCACCUGCUGUGGACAGAGGAGGAAUGCAACAGUCUCCUAACCAGACAUCAAGAACAGGAAAAUCAAGGAAAGCAGCAGAUGACUUUUCCCAAGGAGACUCAAUAAGAACCUCCGAGAAAGAGGGAAGCGAUGACAGUUGGCAUACCUCUGAGGAAGAGGAACUCGAUUUUACCCCCAAGAAGCUGCAGAAGCCAAACUUGACACUGCUAAUGAAUGCUUCACAGCACUUCAGGAAAAACAAUGAUGAUGAUGGUUCUAGAAUUGAAAGUCCUAAGUCACCAAAGAAAAGUCUCAAACAGCAAAUCCUAUCGGAUGCAAACCUGAACAAAGGAGGCAGUGAAGAAUUGUUUAAUCAAGAUGUCUCAGCUGCAAGUAACCUGGAGGAAGAAGAAUUGGAGGAGGAGGAAGAAGAGGAGGAGGAGGAAGAUGAUGAUGAAAAUCACAAUGGAGAUGAUGAUGAAGAUGAUGAGGAGGAAGAGGAGGAGGAUGAAGAUUUUACUGAAGAUGAAGAGGAGGAGGAAGAGCUGGAAGAUGAAGAAGCUCAGUCUAGUGAAAUACUGGAAGAGGAGCAGGGAGAAAAAACAGAACCUAAAGGUGAAAUUAAUGGGAAAUUAGAGUAUUUUAGUAAAGCUAAAUAUGAAGAGGAAGCUCAGUGUGAAACUGGAGCUGUCUGCAUUGAUGAUAAAAUAAGUAAAGAACAUGAUGAAAAGGGGGAGGAAUCUGUUGAUACUCCUGUGUCUUUCAUAGCUGGGUGUUAUGAAAGGUUGCAAGAAAAUAAAACAUCAGCGUCUCCAAAGAUCAUGAAUAAUGAAGUAUCUUGCAAGUCAGUACCAAAACAAGCUGUCUUUCAAAAUCUAAAUAAUCUGCAAGAUACACAAGAAAGCUGGAACAGGAAAAGCAUGAUUCAGGAGAAGUUUCCCAGAAAUGCUGACUCUUGUUUUGUAAAUUCUGAAAGGACAGACUGGAAAAAAGAGAUACCUCAGCCUCUCGCAGAUAGUUGUGGUCCUAAGGAGAAAAAGUCAAGCUUCAGUGAUGACUUUGAAAGUGAUAAUAAUUCUUGGUCAGCAGCAAAAAAUCCAGGACUUGAAAGAGAAAUACCAAGCUCUGUUAUUGUUGAUCGUGUGAGUGAUGAAGAUACUGAAGAAGAGCAAUAUGAAGGAGCAGGUGGUAAAAUUUGUGACUCACUGAAACAAGAAAGCGAAAACUUGCGCUUAAAUAGACAUGAAGAAAAUUUGAGAGCAUUUCAUUCAAGCACCAAAGAAGAAUCACCUGAACAGGAAGAAGAAGUUGAGAAGCAGGAGAAGGAAGACACUGGUGAAAAGCUACAAACUACAGUUGCUGAGGAUGUGAAAAAUUCUGUUUGUAAUGAUAUCUGUGAAGUUCACAAUGCUUCAAAAGACAACUCAGGUACCCUGCCAACAGUGAGAGCAGAGCAAGAGGAAGAUGCUGAAUCUCCCUGGGAUUCUGAGGCAGAUUCUCAAAGUCUGAGAAAAGUAUCAUCCAGUAUGUUGCUCCCAGCUGCAGAGAGACACGGAGUAUGCUCCCAUAUUGUUUCAGGGGAACACAACAAUGGUUUUUUUGAGAAACCCAACAAUUCGCAGCUGAAGACUCCCAAAUCUGCUUUGGAAAUUGAUGAAACCUCUCCUAAAAACAGACAGCAGAAGUCAGAUCUAUUGCAGGAAUUGGGUUUAGAAGAUGCCGAGGACAUUGAAGGUGAGUUCUCAGGAUCUACCUUUCAUAUGUCAUCAUCAACUGAAAAAGAUGAUGUCAAGGAUGCCCUUGAAAACUAUGGGGUGUGGGAUAAAUGUAUUUUAGAAACUACCAACUUGAUAGAAAAAGGAGCACAUGAAAAUCAGACUGACAAAGCAGAAAUUUCACAUCAGGAAGCCCUAGCAGAAAAUGAGGAAUCGCACAGUGCUGAUAAGGAGUUAAGUCUGAAACCUUGGGAAGAAAGAUAUGAAAAACUGUGGAUUGAAAAGGAGAAAAGAGAAUUGAAAACAAAUUUUAAAAACAUUACAGCAGAAUUGAAGCAGUUGUUUGGUGAAAAUGAAACUGGGAAGACUGCUUCCCAUGUGAAAGAAAUACCAGAAGAUGGCUUUGGUGAAAGAUUGAAGAGUUCUUUCAUUAUUUCAUCUCCUGUGACAGAAUCAAGCAGUAAGUUAGAAAGCAAAGGUGAAUUUGGAGAUACUAAACUUAUCCUAGAUGGAAAAGUACCCCAAAUGAAAAUUGUAAUUCCGAGUCUUGGUAUCCUUCCUGAUGAAAAUAGUGUAAAGGCAAAUGUGGAAGAUACCUGGAAUAGAGAUGAAGAAGAUGGCACUAACAAUAUGGAUAACAGAAAGGUGUCUCUGGCAAAAGGAGAGAAAAAGAGAAUGCCUACUUUCGAAAUAGAAGAGAAUGAUAGUGGAAGUAGUGAAAAUGCAGAGGAAGGUCCUGCAUACUCCCUGAGACUUAGCUUAAAAUCAAGUAUUUUGAGUGACAUUUCUAAUACUCUUCCUAAAAUAAGAGCUGUUUCUACAAGUGAUGAAAAUGCAGUUUUUGUAACAGAAAGGAAACUUGAAAAAUACUCUGGAUUUAAUGAUGAUGUUCACAGGGACUGCCUUAUCAACAGUAAUAAUAUAGGAGAAACAGAAAUUGAAAGUCUUUUUGCAAAUGCUCAGCAAUCUUGUGGCAUGCUUGAAAGGAAUCUUGAUGAAGAACUAAAACAAGAUAUGGAAAGAUUUAAGAGUAAGGUAGGAAUGCUGCAAAAAGUAUUCCUGGCUUUGGAGAAAGAGAAGGCACAGCUGCAAAAAGAGGUUGAGAAGGAAAAAAGCAAACAAAGAUGUUUGAAAAUGCAGAAGGUGGCAAAACAGGAAGAUGCUGCUAAAUUAAGUACGCCGCCAGACAACAUUACUAAUAAGGAAAUGAAAGAAAAGCUUACUCUAAGGAAGAAUGACUAUCUGAAAAUGGAGAAUGAAGACAGUACAGAAGAAAAGGACAAAAAGAAUUUUUCAGCUGAGGAGAGGUCAAAAUUAAUUAAAAGGCCACUGAAAGGUGAAUUUGCCCUGAAUCCCGAAGUUGCAAAGAUGAAUAAAAGACAGACUUUGAAGCAGACAGAUAAUCAGCAGAUGAGCUCCUCCAGUCGGAAUCAUUUUCAAACACAGGAGGAUAGCACUUUCAGUGAAACAUCUCAAGCUGAAGAAAGACCUGCAGCAAAAACAGGGAGUGAAAAGAACAAGGUCGGCAUGGAUGUAACUGAUGACCUUGAUUUAACUCACUCAUCUGACACAACUUCAGAGGAUGUUGCAUUACCAACAUCCACCUACAAAGAGGCUUUGCUGCUGUUAGAGCAGCUCAGCGUGGAUCAUACAGGUUCUGCUAUUUUACUGAAAAUUCAAAACAUACUUCUUAAAUAUGAACAAAUAAUAGAACAUGAAAAAAAUCGGUAUACAGCUGUCUGUAAAGAAGUAAGAAAAUUGGAAAGUGAAAAGGAGGAAUCACAAUUAAUAGCAGAAGAGACUCAAGAUUUGAAAUCUAUAUUGGCUCAUCAAGAAGUGGAAUGGAAAAGUGAUAUCCAAAGCCUUAAAUUUACUUUGAAACAAGAAGAGGAAAAGAGGGUCAGAGUAGAAGCACUCUAUGAGAAAACAAGAGAAAAACUCAUAAGGCAAGAAGAGCAAUAUUGUAAAGAGGUGGAGGAGAAACAGCAACUUGAGUUACAAUCAAGAAAUUUAGAAAUGGAGUUAAUAACACUGAGAAAGCUCUUGAAACAGGUUGAAGAAGAGCGUGAUGAAACCCAGAGACAGCUCUCUCAGGAAAAGAGUGCCAGAGCCCUGCAAGAAAGCAUUUUGAACAACCACCUUUGGAGACAAAAGGAACUAGAAGAAGAGACAAGAAGAACUAUAGGAAAAAAUUCAGAUGAAUCCGACACUGAAAGAGAAAAGGAUCUGUUGUACAAAAAUCAGUUACUGCAAGAUGAGAUUGCUGUGCUAAGACUAGAACUUGAUCAAAUAAGACUUAGGCACCAGGAGGAAGAAGGAAAAUAUUUAGAGGAAAAUGAAACCUUGAAAGAAAAAAACGAAGAUCUCAAAAAGGAACUUAAACUUAAUGAGGAAGCCUUAACACAAACAGUUUUUCAGUACAAUGGACAGCUGAACUUACUAAAGACAGAAUCUGCAAUGCUAACUUCCAAACUUGAGCAAACAAAAGAAAGCAAAGACAGACUAGAGACAGAAAUUGAAUCAUUUCGUUCCCGCCUGAACACCACUGUUCAAGAGCUUGAACGUCAUCAGUCAUCAAAAAGUGAUGCCGAGCGAACGUUCCAGAGAGAACGUGAUGAAUGGCUUCGCUUGCAAGACAAGCUGCAUCAUGACCUCUCUGAUGUGCGAGAAACCAACAAGAGCUUGUCUCAGCAGCUGAGUAAAGCUGAAAGCAAAGCUAAUGGUCUAGAAAAUGAACUUCACCAGUUGAAACAAAUGCUCAGAGAAAAAAUAAUGCUUUUAGAAAUGACACAAAAAGAAUUAAGUCAAGCCCAGUGUCAGGCAAAGGAAUACGAUCAGGCUCGACAACUCGAGAAAGAUCAAGUAAGCAAACUUACAAUAAAGCAGGAAUCCAUGCAGGAGCGAUUGGCCCAGCUCCAGAGUGAAAACCUUUUGCUCCGUCAGCAACUGGAAGAUGUGCAGAACAAAGGGAUCAUCAAAGAAAAAGUAGUGAAUGAUGUACAGGAUCGGUUUAAUGAUAUUUUCAACAAACUCAGAGCUGAUACUGAAAAGCAAGUUUACCUCGUGGAAGAGAGAAACAAGGAAUUAAAUGCCAAGUGUGCUGAUUUAAGAGAACAAGUCUUCAAAUAUGAGACUGACAAAAUAGAGAGAGAGGGCAUGGUCAGACAGCUGCAGCAGGAGCUUGCUGAUGCUCUUAAAAAGCAAUCUAUGUCAGAAGCUUCACUUGAAGUUACUACACGCUAUCGCAGUGACCUGGAGGAAGACAAGCUGCGCUUGCAAAAGGAAUUGGAAAAGGUUAAAACCAAGGUUCACAACCGCCUGGAAGACUUGAUAACUAGCUUACGGACAUCACAGGCAGCUGCAGAGGACCACCAUAAGCAGGUGCAAAACCAGAAUGCACUGGCUCUGACAUCGAAGGAUUUGCAGAGCAUGUGGGAAGAGCAAUUUAAGUCAAGAUCCAACCUCGAGGAGCGUGUUGCUCAGCUUGACAGGGAAAAGGCAGAGCUCUUUGAACAGUGUGAGAGUGAAAGAAAGAAAGUGAAGAAACUGGUCGAGUUGAAACGCCCAGUCGAACUGCGUCUGGACCAAGAAAUGAAAAGAAACUUAGAACUGCAGAAAGACUUUAAGAGGUUGAAGAGACUUCUGAGUAGAGCUACAAAGAAACUAAGAGUGUAUGAAGAAAGAGAAAUGGAAUCCCAGCUUAAUUUGCAGGGAGAAAUGAAGAACAGAUAUUCUGAAAUGGUCAGUGAAGUUGGUAGAUUAAGACCAAAGAUCGAUGAACUUUCCCAGCAACUGGACAUGAAAUCUAAAAAAUGCAUGCAGCUGGAAGCCAAAAAUCAGGACUUGCAAGAAGAGCUGUCCACCCUGCGUGGAAAGUGUGAAAACCUGGAGAAGAACAAAUGCCAGCUGAAAGAGGAGGUGGCAAAACUCCAGCAUCAUUCAGACACUAACAUGGUGGAUCGUAGCCAAAUAGAACAGUAUAAGAGGGAGGUGGAAGAACGAGCUGGACAAGAAAUAAGACAAAAGCUACAAGAAGUCAAUCUGUUUUUGCAAGCACAGGCAGCCUCCCAAGACAGAUUAGAACAAAUCAGAGCCAGUCAUCAUGCUUCACUGAGAAACCAGCUAAAAGACAGAAUUAGAGAUCUUGAAUGUGAACUGGACAGGAUAAAAAAUACCCAACAAGACAGUACUUUUCAAAAAGAAUCCGUGCAGGCAGAGGUGGAAAAGUACAAAGAGCUCUAUCUGGAGGAAGUGAAAACCAGAAAAAGCCUGGCAAAGAAACUGGAAAGAGCUAAUGAGAGACUUGCAGAGGCCAACACUAAGCUCCUUCGGGAGCGCCACAGAAGCAAAUCUUUAAUCACAAGCAGCAUUGUCAGUGGACAUCUGGCUGCAAGUCCGGUACUGUAUUCAACUGGUCUGGGACAUCUUGGAAACAGUUUGGGACUGAACAGAAGUCUCAGUCUUGGAGGAAACUUCCUAAGCCCAACAGAAAACACAUUAUCAUCAAGAAACAGGGUUGAAGCAUAUGUGGCCAAGGUACGACAGGAACUGGAUGAAAAAAUCACUAGAGAACUUCAACAAGAAUGGGUGAGUUUGGAAGGGACAUCUGGAGGUCAUCAGGUCCAGCCCCCCUGCUGAAGGAGGAGCACCUAGAGGCAGUUGCCCACAUCUGGGUUGGCUUUUGAAUACCUCCAAGGAGGGAGACUCCAGAGAGUCCAUGGGCCGUCUGUGAUAGUGCUCAGCCACGCACACAGUACACUUGAAUACCAUGAGAGGGAAUUGGGCACAAACUCAGUACCUUUUCACAGUAUUGAUGUUGAUUUCUGUUUUAAAAAUUGCUGCAGCUUCAGACAUUUGCAGCUCUUGCAUCAAAACCUGUGGUGCACCUGAAACAUUUCUAAUUCAAGGGAAAAAAAAUUAUUUUAAUGCAUCACCUUUAAGUUUCCUCAGUACUCUCCAGAACUUCUGUGAUCAGAUAGCUAGUCUUUUUAUUGCUGCUAACAGCUGAUGAUGCGGUGUCUGUUGCCCAGCUGGUAGCCCAGAUGCGGUGGGACGUUGUGGCAACCAUACAAGCAGCUUUACUUAUUUCAGGGAAUACUAGUUGUUAAUGAAGAUCUGAGUUGUCAUUUCCCAUCCUGAAAAGUCACCAGCAAUCAGAAGAGUAUAGAACAAAGUCCCAGUUCUGGAAAAGUAAGAAUUAUUGUACUGAGAUGAAGAAGACUGGAAAAAUUUGGGGGUUUUACUGGCUAAUUCAAGGAUUUAAGAGUCAGGGAGGAAAGCAUUAAAUGCUGCUGUGACACUCUUCCUUUUUAUAUGAAUACAUUUUUGUGAAGGUAAUACACUGUAUAUAAUUUAACUUGACAUUUAAUAAACUUUGCAAUCUAGGA